Molecule: messenger RNA, 525 nt
Organism: Coccidioides immitis RS
Lineage: Eukaryota; Fungi; Ascomycota; Eurotiomycetes; Onygenales; Onygenaceae
Exons: 2
Coding region: 1-525 (174 amino acids)
Source: RefSeq, a predicted model, not a curated record
AUGUCCGGAAAAACGGCAUCUCUGGGACAUUCAGAAUUUCGAAGGGACGCCCCCGUAGUUAUGACUGGCUCCAAGGCCAAGGAAUCUGCAUCCAAGUUCCCCAAUAAUGACACAUGCAGCGUCCGCUUUGACCGCCCAGGACUCGAUCGGGGCCCUCUGGGAACGUUCAUGAUGGGCUCGAGGUGUUCGUCAUCGCCGCGGUCCACGACGCCCACGGGGGAAAAGCCAUGUGGGUUCGGGCCAAUGACGGGGUCCGGUACCAGAGCCGGGACCCAGAGCAUGGCAAAAUCCCAAGGAAAACCAGGGCUAAAAGGCGUAAAAAGCAAAGAAACCCGAUUCACAAUCCGCUGGAAAGUGGAUGCGAGCCACAGUGUGCUGCUGUCUCAGCGAAGUCCGCGUGAAGAUGCGCCAAACUUCACGGUGUUCAUUCACCGAGCUCAGCUUGAGCUGCCACUUGCAGGGGACGCUUCACCCCCACAGUCGAGCUGGCAAGCUGGUGUAACACCCCACGACCGGAGCGAAUGA